AUGGCCACAGCUGCCUCGAAUCCCUACAGCAUUCUCAGUUCCAGCUCUAUGGUCCAUGCGGACUCUGCGGGAAUGCAGCAGGGGAGUCCUUUCCGAAACCCUCAGAAACUUCUCCAAAGUGAUUACUUGCAGGGAGUUCCUAGCAAUGGGCACCCCCUCGGGCAUCACUGGGUGACCAGUCUGAGCGAUGGAGGCCCAUGGUCUUCCACACUGGCCACCAGCCCCCUGGAACAGCAAGACGUGAAGCCUGGGCGCGAAGACCUACAGUUGGGCACAAUCAUCCAUCACCGCUCUCCGCACGUCGCCCACCACUCUCCGCACACUAACCACCCGAAUGCUUGGGGGGCGAGCCCGGCUCCGAAUCCGUCCAUCACGUCGAGCAGCCAACCCCUUAACGUGUACUCGCAGCCGGGCUUCACGGUGAGUGGCAUGCUUGAGCACGGCGGGCUCACUCCACCGCCGGCCUCUGCCUCCACGCAGAGCUUACACCCAGUGCUCCGGGAGCCCCCAGACCACGGCGACCUAGGUUCGCACCACUGCCAGGACCACUCGGACGAGGAGACACCAACCUCGGAUGAGUUGGAACAGUUCGCCAAACAGUUCAAACAAAGAAGAAUCAAGUUGGGCUUCACGCAGGCUGACGUGGGGCUGGCGCUGGGCACACUGUACGGCAACGUGUUCUCUCAGACCACCAUCUGCAGGUUCGAGGCCUUACAACUGAGCUUCAAGAACAUGUGCAAGCUGAAGCCGCUGCUGAACAAGUGGCUGGAGGAGGCUGAUUCGUCCACAGGGAGUCCGACCAGCAUUGACAAGAUCGCGGCGCAGGGCCGCAAGCGCAAGAAGCGAACCUCUAUCGAGGUGAGUGUCAAGGGCGUACUGGAGACGCAUUUCCUCAAGUGUCCCAAGCCUGCCGCGCAGGAGAUUUCCUCGCUGGCAGACAGCCUCCAGUUGGAGAAAGAAGUGGUGCGUGUCUGGUUCUGUAAUCGAAGACAGAAAGAGAAAAGAAUGACUCCACCAGGGGAUCAGCAGCCACAUGAGGUUUAUUCGCACACGCACACGGUGAAAACAGACACGUCCUGCCACGAUCUCUGA
This is a messenger RNA of Lagenorhynchus albirostris (white-beaked dolphin), 1092 nucleotides long. It is a transcript of the gene POU3F4, whose product is annotated as POU class 3 homeobox 4. Gene Ontology annotation, biological process: brain development; regulation of transcription by RNA polymerase II. Gene Ontology annotation, molecular function: DNA-binding transcription factor activity, RNA polymerase II-specific; RNA polymerase II cis-regulatory region sequence-specific DNA binding. The transcript has a single exon. Bases 1 to 1092 code for a protein of 363 amino acids. The record is from RefSeq and is a predicted model, not a curated record. Lineage: Eukaryota; Metazoa; Chordata; Mammalia; Artiodactyla; Delphinidae. Gene Ontology annotation, cellular component: nucleus.